UAAAAAAAAAACUAAAAGAUUUAUAUAUUGAAAAAACAAAUUAUAGAAAAAUGAGGCAAAGAUACUUGUUGCCGCCUUUCUCUCUUCACCUCUAGCCUGUAAUAAUUGUUUCUCCCUCCCCCUCCAAUAUUUCAAUGCCUCUCUGAACAUUUUUGCAUUUUCUUGGGGAAACAUUUCUAAUCUUCUGAUUUGUUUCUCCCUCCUCCGUUGUUUUUGGACCCUCAAAGAAAACCUCUUCCGCUUUUCAUCGGAAGGCGAAGAGACGACCGGCAAUUUUCUUUGUUUUUUUUUUCUCCGAUGACGCCGCGUCUUUUCGCCUGUUUUCGCGUCAAAGGAUCAUCAACUUCCCCCACCGGAAAAGGAAUCACCGGUCAUAACGCUGCCGUUGUAGCUGCUGAUGUUCCCGCCGGCGACGGACCUGUUCUCGUUCAACUCUUCUCUUCUCAGGGGUGCAAGACUUCUCCGGAGGCGGAGAUGCUCGUGUCGCGCCUCGGCCGUGGAGAUUUCGACGGUCAGAUCCGUCGUGAAGGUGGGGCUGGUUCUCCGGCGAUGGUUCUCGUGUUUCACGUUGAUUAUUGGGAUUACUUGGGGUGGAAGGAUCCGUACGGAUCGAGCCAAUGGACGGUGAGGCAAAAGGCUUACAUCGAGGCGUUGAACCAAGAUACCAUGUUCACUCCACAGUUUGUGGUUCAAGGUCGCGUCCAGUUUCUUGGCAACGAGGAAGAUGCUCUUCUCAAGUCCAUCGUUGAAGCGCCUAGGUUUCCUUCUCCGGCGUUUCGGGCCACAUUUCAAAGACCAACCUCCGAAACUCUGCAAGUAUCUCUCACAGGAGCAUUGAGGAUGAAAGUGGACUCGAGCGGGAUCGAUAUAAUGGUCGCGCUAUACGAGAACGGGAUAGUGACUGAUUGCCCUCGAGGAGAGAACUCAGGGAGAGUCUUGUCCAAUGAUUACGUUGUAAGAAAGCUAGAAAAGUUAUGCACUGUUAAAGAUUUAACGGCGAAGAAGACGGUGUCGGGAACGGCUCAUUUCACGGUUUGGGAUGGGUUCAACAGUGCUAAAUGUGGUGUCGCUGUAUUUCUACAGAACACUUCUCUUCAAAUUUUCGGUACGCAGAGUUUUCAAAUGCCUGAUGAGAUUUGACAAAAGAAACAAACAAACAAACUUCAAAAUCUAUAAUUAUAUAAAAGAUAAAUUAAUUUGCCCU
Brassica napus (rape) is the source of this 1204-nucleotide messenger RNA. RefSeq lists its product as uncharacterized. Bases 298 to 1140 code for a protein of 280 amino acids. The record is from RefSeq and is a predicted model, not a curated record. The transcript is spliced from 2 exons. Lineage: Eukaryota; Viridiplantae; Streptophyta; Magnoliopsida; Brassicales; Brassicaceae.